Phoenix dactylifera (date palm) is the source of this 2138-nucleotide messenger RNA. RefSeq names its product protein BYPASS1-LIKE-like. NCBI's taxonomy places the organism in Eukaryota, Viridiplantae, Streptophyta, Magnoliopsida, Arecales, Arecaceae. The record is from RefSeq and is a predicted model, not a curated record.
AUGGAAUUAUUCCCCGCACGAGCCGGCGAACCCCAGCAAUGGCAGGUACCGGUCGUCCUCCGCCCCGGCGCGAACCGCUCCCGACCGCACACGUGUGAAACCCCGCCCCUGGCGUAACGCCGUAAUGGCCCCAGUCCGGGCGCCACGUGGCCACCUCGACUCUCGGUCCCUUCCACUGGGUCAAUUCGCUCGCGGCUCCCCGCUCCUCCUUUUUAGUUCUUCUUGUCGCAAGAAUGAUGGCAAUUUUCUCCUCUUUUCUAUUCUUUAGUUAGAAAAUCCACCGGCCUCUGUUCCCCUUUUUUUUAUUUUCCAUUCGCCGUCCAAGAAGUUGGUAAUUAAAGGAGCUCCGAAUCUCUAGGGCUUUUUUUCCCCAGAUCUGCCAUUGCCGACCCCCUUCCGAACUGAAGGGUUUCUUCUGUUAUUUUCUUCUUCCUCUCUCUCUCUCUCUCUCUCGAGCUUCCGUUUGCUCUGGGAAUUAUCUUAUUCGAUCGAAUUCUAGGAUUUCUGAUUGUCGAGGGUCGAUCCUAAAUCUCUGAAAUUCUAUUGGUUUUGGUUUGAAUCGAAUUGGACGAGGAAUUGUAAGGUUGGUGUGUGGUGGUUUGAUUCAUUCAUGUGAGAAUGCCCGCCACGGACUACCAAGGCUCCUCGGUGCCGUUCGCGUCGAUCGGGCGCACGAUCCUGAGCCUCCGGCGCGACCAGCUCCACUCCGUGGACGGCCACGACGGCGGCUCCCGCCAGGACCAGGAUCUCGAGGUCUUCCAGCGCCAUGUUGCCGACCUCUUCCUCGACCUCUCCUCCUCCGCCGCCGGCGGAGAAGACCUCCUCUCCCUGUCCUGGGUCCGGAAGCUCCUGGACGCCUUCUUCAUCUGCCAAGAAGAGUUCCGCGUGAUCCUCUUCAACGGCAAGGGGAUCCUCUCCCGCGCCCCUCUCGACCGCCUCAUCUCCGACUUCUUCGAGCGCGGCGUUAAAGCCCUCGACGUUUGCAAUGCGAUCCGGGAUGGGAUCGACCAGAUCCGGCAGUGGAGCAAGCACCUCGAGAUCGUCCUCGUCGCUCUCCAUCCUUCCCACAGGACCCUCGGCGAGGGCCAGCUCCGCCGCGCCCGCAAGGCCCUCACCGACCUCACCAUCCUCAUGCUCGAUGAGAAGGACGCCGGCUCCGUCCUCAACCACCGCAACCGCUCCUUCGGCCGCGGAAGCCACGGCAAGGACAGCAACCACCACCACGGCCGCCACUUCCGCUCCCUCUCUUGGAGCGUCUCCCGCUCCUGGUCCGCCGCCCGCCAGCUCCAGGCCAUCAGCAACAACCUCUCGGCUCCUCGGGGGAAUGAGAUCGCUGCCACCAACGGCCUCGCGGUCCCCGUGUUCACCAUGAGCUCCGUGCUGCUCUUCGUCAUGUGGACCCUCGUGGCCGCCAUCCCGUGCCAGGACCGUGGCCUGGGGACCCACUUCUCGGUCCCCCGCAGCUUCCCCUGGGCGGCCUCGGUGCUGUCGCUGCACGAGCGGAUCAUGGAGGAAUCGAAGAAGAAGGACCGCAAGAAUUCGAAUGGGCUGCUCAAGGAGAUCCAUCAGAUCGAGCGAUGCACUCGCCAAUUGGCAGAACUGAUGGACUCGGUCCAGUUUCCAUUGUCCGAGGAGAAGGAGGCGGAGGUGAGGCGGGGGUUGCAGGAGCUAGCGGAGGUGUGCGGCGCUCUGAAAGAAGGGCUCGACCCGCUGGAACGCCAGGUGAGAGUUGUGUUCCAUAGGAUCGUGCGCAGCCGAACGGAAGGCCUCGAUAGCAUAAGCCGGGCUCACAAUCCCGAGUGAAUUGUUUGUGAUGUUGGUCGCAUGAGGAGUUUUUUUUUUUCUGGAUUAUUCAUGCUUGAUUUUUGGGAUGCAACCAUUAGAAGGAAGAACAGAGAUAAGGAGAAGAAGGAGCUGAAGAAAUUUAUCAAAUGUCUCCUUCCGCAAAUAAGGUUAACCAGGUAGUGCUCCUGUAUUUAGUUACUGCUGUACAUUCUGUAAAAAUUUGGAUUGUAUUUUCUAGUUAUGUUUCUGAUGAUGCUGUUUUGGCUUUCUCAUGUAUAACUAUCCAACAAUUUUCUCGAUUGUUCAAUCCUCAUUGAAAUUAGCAAAUACGUGGUAUGCGUUUCCUUUUGAAA